AUGGCACCAAAACGUACCCACGAUGGCGAUGCUGCUCCAUCAAAGGGCGAACCCGAGAUCAAGAAGCGCAAGGGUUUUAGCGUUGGACCCGCAAACCUACCAGAUGGCACAUAUCGUCGCAAGACCCAAAAGAUCAAAAAUGACUUGAUUCACAAAGCCAAAGUGAAGAAGGCCUAUGCCAAGAUCAAAGCCGAAGAACUCGCUAUCGCGCCUAGGAAAUCCGUGUACGAUACCGCCGCGGCAGAGGAAGCCGAAAAGAGCAAGGAUGAAGGAAAGACUGUUGAAGACGCAAAGACCCCGGAACUCCACCCGGAUCGCAUAGCUAUGUUGAACGAGCCUGAGCCCGAGCCGACACCUGCACCUAGAGCAGAACGGCGCCCACGAGGGGAUGGCAAACAGAGGGAGCGCAGACCGAAGCCCUCGGCGUUCGCAAAGGAGAUGGAGUUUGCAGAGAAGCGGAGAAAAGCGGAGGAAGCACGACAGAAGGAUCGCGAGGCGAAACAAAAAGAGCGUGACAUGCUGCUGCGCGCGAAGCGGCCGGAUCAGUUUGGCAAGAGGAGAUUAGGCAGAGAGAGCAAUGCGCUGCUUAGUCGUGUGCAGCGCAUGGUUGGUAAGAAUUAG
Messenger RNA from Penicillium griseofulvum, 621 nucleotides. RefSeq lists its product as uncharacterized. Lineage: Eukaryota; Fungi; Ascomycota; Eurotiomycetes; Eurotiales; Aspergillaceae. The transcript has 2 exons. The coding region runs from base 1 to 621 and encodes 206 amino acids. The record is from RefSeq and is a predicted model, not a curated record.